Molecule: messenger RNA, 1505 nt
Organism: Nymphaea colorata (pocket water lily)
Lineage: Eukaryota; Viridiplantae; Streptophyta; Magnoliopsida; Nymphaeales; Nymphaeaceae
Exons: 13
Coding region: 153-1232 (359 amino acids)
Cellular component (GO): Mis6-Sim4 complex; kinetochore
Source: RefSeq, a predicted model, not a curated record
UUUGAUAGCCUACGCUAUAAACAAAGCUGCUAAUUACAGAUUUGUGAAGCUGUUUGACGCUGUGCGGCUACGUCUGGGUAGAGCUCUCGGGGAAUACUUCCUUUUCUUUCCCCGAGAAGGGAAGCGGAGCGCCAAGGCCACCAUAAAAAAGAAUGGAAGCAGAGAAGGAUGAGUCGUUCAGGAAGAAAGCCGAGCGAUUUAAGCGUCCCCAGGGUGAAGAAGCCCUCAAGCAGCUGGAGCACCUUAAGAGACCAGCACAUGUUUUAUCAGGAGAAGUGAGUUUUGUGCAGGAAGCAGAUUUUCGACUAGACACUACACGGGCUAGAUUGUCAAAUAUUCUGAAAAAGCAUGAGCAACUAAGUGAUCGGCUGACAAGAGAUUCUGACAAGGUUACUUCCGAGCGCCUUCGAAAGGAAUUUGAUGAUGCUUUAAGUGCCCAAACUGAAGAAUUGCAUUUAAAUGGAGAACAGUGGAAUGAUGGCUUGUUGGCAACUAUCAGGGAACGGGUUCACAUGGAAGCUGAUAGGAAAAAUAUGCCUGGACAUACCAGUAUUUUGAAUCAACGACUUCAAGGAAAGACAACUUAUAAAGUUGGUAACAAGGUUAUUUGCUGCUUGGAAGGGGCAAGAAUUGGCAUACAGUAUCGAACAUCUUUUGCUGGUGAAACAUGUGAAUUUUAUUAUUGUGUGCUUGAAAGUAGAUCAUUUCUUGAGAAGAUGAUGGUCAGCGAACACACAGUUCCUUUUUUUAUACCUAUACAGGAAGCUGAAGCUGAUUAUUUGUCGUCGAAUGCUAUGAAAUUCAUCGAUUAUGUUGGAGAUUGCUUGCAGGGAUAUGUAGACAGGCGAGAGCAGGUUCGACUUCUCAAAGAAUUAUACAGAAAUGAAAUUGGAGAACUUUAUCAUAGUCUGUCGUACAACUUAAUCGAGUUUGUGAUUGAUGAUCUUGACUGCAAGGUGACUGUUAGUCUUAGGUAUGGCGAUUUGGUUUCUGUGUUGCCAACACGCACCAAAGUUCUAGCAUGGCCUGUUCAUUGCUCGAAGCAAGUCAUUUUGUCUGGUGGCAGGAGAGCAAAUGGGCCAGGGGUGACUCAGCUUAUCCCAACUCAUCUCGCAUUUGCAGAGGAAGCCUUGCGAACCCUUGGUUUACCAGAAGCUUAUGCAGAAAUUAUGUUGAGUAUGAAACCCGCCCUUCAGCAGCUAUUUCCUUCUCAAGGCACUGUUGUAAGUUAAGGUAGUUUACACUUGGCAGUUUCGUUCUCAAAGUACAAUUGUAGAUUUUUUAUGAAUAUGUGCUGAGAAUCUGGAAAGCAAUUAUUGAAUCGCAUGAUUGUUUUAAAAGCAUGGGUGUGAGGUUUGUUCUCUCUUUGUGUUGAUAAUAUUGGGGAAUCUGCAGAACUCGCGGUUAUGUACUUCUUAAAAGGACGGGUUUAUAGACUUCCACUUUCAUGGUGACGCUUUUUUUUUCCCCUUCCUCCUUAAUAUGCCUAUAUUGGCUUUAGAUUC